Molecule: messenger RNA, 1900 nt
Organism: Sciurus carolinensis (gray squirrel)
Lineage: Eukaryota; Metazoa; Chordata; Mammalia; Rodentia; Sciuridae
Gene: Htr4
Product: 5-hydroxytryptamine receptor 4
Exons: 6
Coding region: 1-1227 (408 amino acids)
Biological process (GO): adenylate cyclase-activating adrenergic receptor signaling pathway; chemical synaptic transmission; regulation of appetite
Cellular component (GO): plasma membrane
Molecular function (GO): G protein-coupled serotonin receptor activity
Source: RefSeq, a predicted model, not a curated record
AUGGCGCCUGGAGCCUACUCCAUCUGCCUGGGACCCUACGUAAGUGUGAUAGGUAGAAUCUCCCUAACAAUCCUGAAUGGACAGGUGCAUUCCAAGGAGGGCUUCAGUUCACUGGAGAAGGUCCUGCUGCUCACGUUUCUCUCGGCAGUCAUCCUGAUGGCCAUCCUGGGCAACCUGUUGGUGAUGGUGGCUGUGUGCAGGGACAGGCAGCUCCGGAAAAUAAAAACCAAUUAUUUCAUCGUAUCUCUUGCCUUUGCGGAUCUGCUGGUUUCAGUACUGGUGAUGCCCUUUGGUGCCAUUGAGCUGGUUCAAGACAUCUGGAUUUACGGAGAGAUGUUUUGCCUUGUGCGGACAUCCCUAGACGUCCUACUAACAACGGCAUCAAUUUUUCACCUGUGCUGCAUUUCCCUGGAUAGGUAUUAUGCCAUCUGCUGCCAGCCUUUGGUUUACAGGAACAAGAUGACCCCUCUGCGCAUCGCAUUAAUGCUGGGAGGCUGUUGGGUCAUCCCCAUGUUUAUCUCUUUCCUCCCUAUAAUGCAAGGCUGGAAUAACAUUGGCAUAGUUGAUUUGAUAGAAAAAAGGAAAUUCAACCAGAACUCAAACUCUACGUACUGUAUUUUCAUGGUCAACAAGCCCUACGCCAUCACCUGCUCUGUGGUGGCCUUCUACAUCCCGUUUCUCCUCAUGGUGCUGGCCUAUUAUCGCAUCUACGUCACUGCUAAGGAGCAUGCCCACCAGAUCCAGAUGUUGCAACGGGCAGGAGCCCCCUCAGAGAGCAGGCCCCAGCCAGCAGACCAGCAUAGCACUCAUCGCAUGAGGACAGAAACCAAAGCAGCCAAGACCCUGUGCAUCAUCAUGGGUUGCUUCUGCCUCUGCUGGGCUCCAUUCUUUGUCACCAAUAUUGUGGAUCCUUUCAUAGACUACACUGUGCCUGGGCAGGUGUGGACUGCUUUCCUCUGGCUCGGCUAUAUCAAUUCUGGGCUGAACCCCUUCCUCUACGCCUUCUUGAACAAGUCUUUCAGACGUGCCUUCCUCAUCAUCCUCUGUUGUGACGAUGAACGCUACAGAAGACCUUCCAUUCUAGGCCAGACUGUCCCCUGUUCAACCACAACCAUUAACGGAUCCACACAUGUACUGAGGUACACAGUUCUACACAGUGGACAUCACCAGGAACUUGAGAAACUGCCCAUACACAAUGACCCAGAGUCCCUGGAAUCAUGCUUCUGAUUGAGGACGUGACUCACCACUUGGUCCUUCAUUUCCAUUCAUGUUUGUACAAACAAGACACCUUGGCAUCAUGCCUGAUUCUCAUCAUCACCAGUAAGGCACGAGGCAGUGGGGCCGAGGGCCCAAUGAAGGUACAUGGAGGAGAGUAUUGGGCAUGACCCAAGGCCAGAGCAUCGAGGAUCUCCGAGUUGUGAAGGGACUCCAGGCAUCUUCAGAGCCAGCCUCCUACCCAAAGCAGAAGUAGCACUUUUCAUGGCUCCUCUGGAAGUUGGUCGAUUUCAGUUUGUUAGCUUCCAGGGACAAAAGCUCCCUGCCCCCUAAUGCAGUCCUACUGUGCUGUGAAAGUCUUGAUUCUAAAGAUGUUCUGUCUGUUGUUGGAACACAGCUCCAGCUUCCAUCAGGGACCAUUCCAUUGUCUCCCUCUUCCCCCUGAAAGCCCUUACAUAUCAGAAGACAAUGGCCUUCCAUCCACCACUUCUUUCAGUCUACCUUCUUACUAAACAUCUCCCAUUUCUUUCCCAUUCUGGCCAUCUUCUCAUGGGUGUGCUUUGGUGGGUGAACUAGCACUCUGGAUGAAGUUCAGAUGGUAUCCAUGCCAGGAUGUCAUUCAGAAGCACUGAAAGACUGACAGUGAAGCAUCAUGAGUUUUUGUUUACAGUCAUGAACAUUUUAA